UAAUCAAAUAAAUCCAACUUUUUAGAAAAUAAUUUUUUGUCUACUUUGAAUAAAUUUUUUUUUUUGGUUAAUUUAGUGCAAAAAUGAAUUUUACAAUCCUAUUAUCUGUAAAGAUGUAUAAUUUAGAAAAAUAUUUUAUCAUUGUUUUUAAUGAAAUCACAUUUUAAAUAAAUUGCUUCUGAAAAAUGAAAUAAAUGGGACUUAUUUGGAUGUUGUAAAAAGCUCUUCAAUUAAAAAAAAAAAACUUAUAAUACCAUUAGAAUCAAAGCAAUUUAUUCGUUUAAUUUCUACAUGCAUCGUUCUAAUUAAAAGAAGAUACAUAAGUAUCAUAAGAAAACUGAUAAAAUGUACUUGAGAGAUAAUAAUUACAUAAGUUUUCGAAGCUUAAAAUGUCAUUACUAUGCUAAUUUAAAUACUGUCUAUUUUGAAGUAGUCUAAUAAUUUCUUAAAUAAUUUUUGUAUUGUUUUAAGUAUUUGGUAUUUUUUAUUAUUAGAGUUGCGUGUCUAAUUUUAUGUAUUAGUGAAAAUUAAAUCCAAAUUACGAUGGUUUUAGCAAUUUUAGAAUCCUGUAAACAAGUAUUGAAAGAUUCACAAGAUGUAAAAAUUAAUUAUUCAAGGAUUCCAUAUUUAGCCAAUAAAAUUUGUGAAAAAAUACUUAAUGGAAUAUUGGUGCCAGAAGAGUUCAAAAAAAGUCCAUUACAUCCUAAAUUUGAAGAUGAGGGUGCCGUUAACUGGAUAUUUAUUAUUGAUUCUUUAAAUUUCUGUUUUUUUGAUCCUAAUAAUAAACGUCAUUGGACUGUAACAUGGAAAAAUGAAAUAUAUACUGGAUAUUUUGGAUUGUGUGCAGCAAUUAACAAAGCUAUAGAAGUUAGCCUGAAAGGAAUUAACUUAACUGAUAUGAAAAUUUGCAAAAAUUUAACCAAAGAACAAUUUUAUGAAAUAUUGUUGGGAGAUGAUGGAACAACUUUACCAUUAUUAGAAGAAAGAUAUUUAUGUUUGCAACAGUCUGCUGAAGUUCUAUUGAAAAAAUAUAAUGGCGAUUUCAAAAACUGCAUUGUAAAAGCUAAUCAGUCAGCACAAAAACUUUUAGAAAUAAUAUCUGCAAAUUUUCCUUAUUUCCGAGACGAAUCAAUUUAUAAUAAUGAAAAAGUACUUAUUUAUAAAAGAGCACAAAUAUUAAUUGCUGAUAUUUGGUCAUCAUUUGGCGGAACUAGCUUAGGGACAUUUCAUGAUAUUGAUUCAAUAACUAUGUUUGCAGAUUACAGGGUUCCACAAGUUUUAUUAUAUUAUGAGGUGUUAGAAUACUCUAAAAAAUUGAAAGAUAAAUUAAUAAAUGGUACAUUAUUGUUACAUGGACAUCCAGAAGAAGUUGAAAUAAGAGCAGCUUCUAUUGUUGCUGUUGAUUUUAUUGUAUUUGAAAUAAAACAAUUACUGGUGAAAAGCAAUAGUACUAAAAUUUGUAACUCUAUUAUGGUGGAUACUUAUUUAUGGGGAUUCCGUAGAGAAAAUGCUGCUAUGUUAGAGAACACUCCAUAUCAUAAAACAUUAAACAUUUUUUACUAAAUUACCAAAACAUUGAUAUCAUAAUAAUUAGGUAUUUAACUAGUUAACAACUUUAUUCAAUUUUAUUUUAAGUUCAUAUUUUUAACAAAAUAAAUUACUUUUAUCUAUAA
Daktulosphaira vitifoliae (grape phylloxera) is the source of this 1673-nucleotide messenger RNA. Its product is annotated as queuosine salvage protein. Lineage: Eukaryota; Metazoa; Arthropoda; Insecta; Hemiptera; Phylloxeridae. Bases 544 to 1563 code for a protein of 339 amino acids. The transcript has 7 exons. The record is from RefSeq and is a predicted model, not a curated record.